Gossypium arboreum is the source of this 1098-nucleotide messenger RNA. Its product is annotated as ras-related protein RABD2a-like. The record is from RefSeq and is a predicted model, not a curated record. Lineage: Eukaryota; Viridiplantae; Streptophyta; Magnoliopsida; Malvales; Malvaceae. The transcript has 8 exons. Gene Ontology annotation, molecular function: GTP binding; glycosyltransferase activity; GTPase activity. The coding region runs from base 344 to 979 and encodes 211 amino acids.
AGACUUUUUCUCAAAAUUGGUUCCUCCCUUCGCCCCGAAAUCCCAAAAUUUGGCAUGAAAUAUUCUUUUUUCCCUCCUUUCUUUUUCCCAAAAACGGUUCCCUCCCCCUCCCCAAAGAAAUCCUAAAACUUUGCCUGAAAUUUCUUCUCUUUUUUUUCCCCAUUUUAUUUUUCCCAAACCAUUUCUCCUCUACCCCGAUUCCCUUUAUUUUUUCCCCCAGUUUCCCCAAAUCGAUAGCCCUCUACAUCUCCGUCGGUAGCCCGCGGCUAUAUCUCCGUCGACAUAUGCGGUCAAGUAUAUUAAAAGAGGACCCAAGAUAGAUGAACAUGUGCAGAGGGAGAUUAUGAACCAUAGUGACUACCUGUUCAAGCUUCUGCUUAUUGGAGAUUCUGGUGUUGAAAAAUCUUGUCUUCUUUUGAGAUUUGCUGAUGAUUCAUAUGUAGAAAGCUACAUAAGUACCAUUGGGGUUGAUUUUUGGGAUACUGCUGGCCAAGAACGGUUUAGGACAAUCACUGGUAGCUACUAUCGUGGUGCCCAUGGCAUAAUAAUCGUUUAUGAUGUGACAGACCAAGAAAGCUUCAACAAUGUCAAGCAGUGGCUGAGUGAAAUUGAUCGCUAUGCUAGUGAUAACGUUAACAAACUACUAGUUGGAAACAAGUGUGAUCUUACAGCUAAUAAAGUUGUAUCAUACGAAACAGCCAAGGCAUUUGCAAAUGAAAUUGGCAUACCUUUUUUGGAAACCAGUGCAAAAGAUGCCACAAAUGUUGAACAAGCUUUCAUGGAAAGGAGAUGGCAUGCGCUAGGGCUUGGCUAUCACUCAGGUCUUCGGCGGGCUGAUAUCGAGCGGGCAGCAGUUAUACACUAUGAUGGAGUCAUGAAACCCUGGUUGGAAAUAGGAAUUGCUAAAUAUAAAGGCUGUUGGAGCAAACAUAUGCAGUAUGACCACCCUUACUUACAGCAGUGCAAUAUCCAUGAAUAAUUGACAUGAUAACGGCAUAGAAGUGGAAUUAUUUGAUUCAUUGAUGUAAAAUUUUAACCUAAUUUUUACAUCCACAAGUAUUAGAUAAUUUUAUUAUUUAUUUUAGUUUUGAUUCUAAA